UUUGUCUGAAAACUCAGCUACUCUUCAGUUAGAGUUUAAUGAACUUGUAACAUGGAUCGCUGGAAAGGCAGGGUUGCUCUUGUCACUGGGGCUUCAGUGGGAAUCGGAGCUGCAGUCGCGAAGUCUCUUGUACAGCAGGGCAUGAAGGUGGUCGGAUGUGCCAGAAAUGUGAAGCAAAUUGAGAAUUUGGCAGCAGAGUGUGUCAGUAGUGAAUUCAGCGGGACUCUUUUCCCGUAUAAAUGUGAUCUGUCUGUAGAGGAAGAAGUGUUAUCCAUGUUCUCCUGGAUCAAAGUUCAACAUCAGGGCAUUGACGUGUGCAUUAAUAAUGCUGGUUUGGCUCUCCCAGAGUCUCUAUUGAGUGGCAAAACCAGUGCCUGGAGGUCUAUAAUGGAUGUGAAUGUCAUCGCCCUGUCAGUGUGCACCCGUGAGGCUUACCAGUCUAUGAAAGAAAGAAAAGUUGAUGAUGGCCAUAUCAUCAACAUUAACAGUAUUUGUGGACACCUGGUUAUCAACAAUGCUGAAGCACACUUCUACACUGCCAGCAAAUAUGCUGUGACUGCUCUCACUGAAGGUCUCCGGCAAGAGUUACGCGAGGCUAAAACACACAUACGUGCUACAUGUAUAUCUCCUGGUUUAGUGGAGACAGAAUUUGCCUACCGGCUCUUUAGUGAAACCCCAGAAAAAGCUGUUGCUAUGUACACAAAUAUAAAGUGCCUGGAAGCAGCUGACAUAACCAAUGCAGUUUUGUAUGUCCUAAGUGCUCCUCCUCAUGUUCAAAUUGGUGACAUUGAUAUAAGGCCCGUUGAGCAGACGAUGUAACAUGAACAGAUUAACUUGAUCAAGAAUUUCUGACACCUUGUGGAAAUUAUCAAGUAGUUUUGAUCAUGCUUCUUCACUAACUUUACUUUAGCUGAGCAUUGCAGGGUCACAUUGCAUUAUUGGCUUGAAACCCAAUGCUUUACCUAACUCAACAUCUUAAUGCACUUUUGAAUCAGUAAGAUUGGUUUCAUUUUACAUCGUAAGAAACACAACUGAACAAAUUAUGCAAGAAUUAAUGAUGAUUAAAAACAAAGACAUUUGCAUUCGCUUGUGAAGAUUUGUGCAGUCUUUUAUUAUACAUUAUAUUCACUUUCAUUAUGGAAACAGCAAAGCUUUUUCAAACAUUUACCUCUUUUUUAUGGGUAAAGAAAAUCAUAUGAGUUGGACCAACUCGUAAAUGACAGAUCAGCAUUUUUGAAUUGACAGCACUAUUAUAUCCGUGACUAGACCUUAUUUUCACUUUAAAAUGAAUUGUGAAAAAAUGAAAAUAAAACGAAAGUGUGUGUGAAGAAACUUCCAAA
Molecule: messenger RNA, 1340 nt
Organism: Pimephales promelas (fathead minnow)
Lineage: Eukaryota; Metazoa; Chordata; Actinopteri; Cypriniformes; Leuciscidae
Product: dehydrogenase/reductase SDR family member 11
Source: RefSeq, a predicted model, not a curated record